CCUAGCCAAGUCACAUCCAGACGGCCGCAGCGGACUGCGACUACAGCGACAUCCAAGAUGCUGGCUCUCAUAAACAGGCUUUUGGACUGGUUCAGGUCCCUCUUUUGGAAAGAGGAGAUGGAGCUUACGUUAGUGGGACUCCAGUACUCCGGGAAAACCACAUUCGUCAAUGUGAUAGCAUCAGGCCAGUUCAGUGAAGACAUGAUUCCCACAGUCGGUUUCAACAUGCGGAAGGUCACUAAAGGCAAUGUGACAAUAAAGAUAUGGGACAUAGGUGGACAGCCCCGCUUCAGAAGCAUGUGGGAGCGCUACUGUAGAGGAGUCAAUGCUAUUGUUUACAUGGUGGAUGCAGCAGACAGAGAGAAGAUAGAAGCUUCCAGAAAUGAACUGCACAACCUUUUAGACAAACCACAGCUACAAGGAAUUCCUGUUUUAGUACUGGGCAACAAACGAGACCUACCCAACGCACUUGAUGAGAAGCAACUCAUUGAAAAAAUGAAUCUAUCUGCCAUUCAGGACCGAGAGAUCUGCUGCUACUCUGUCUCCUGCAAAGAGAAAGAUAAUAUAGACAUCACGCUGCAGUGGCUCAUCCAGCAUUCAAAGUCACGGAGAAGCUGAAAGUGGAACCUCACCAGUCGCAGCUCCGGCCUCAGCCCCCUAAUGGUCAUGGGUCCUUGACAGCCAUCCCUUCCACUGCCUCUGUGAAGUAAUCCAGCUCUCUCUGCUCACUACCGUCACCACCUGCACCACCCGGUACACUACCAUAUAUGUGUAGCCCCUGUACAGCACUACCGCCACCCCGACUAUGUGGAGUCUUGAAAGGUUGUUUCAGUACAGUGCUAGAAGGUGGAUUGUCCAUACCCAUCAUGCCUUAUCGCCCGUCAUUACGGACUUGCUCUGUGUCUGUGUACAUCAUGAAGGGUUUUUUUUUGUUUGUUUGUUUUUUUAUUAGCUUCUGUUCCUUUCGUCACAAGAAUCUAAUGAUGUUGCAGUGUACUAUUCCCUGGCUGCACUACGAUGGAGCUCCUCUAAUCCCACAUUCAAACAUCCGUUCUGUUGCCUGUCAACAUCUGAUGUUUACGUCACAAGGUUGUGAUUGUAGUUUUAAUAGUUAUUUGCCAAACAAUGGUAGUUGCUUGAGCUAAUGCCUUCAAUUUCUGAUGAAUUCUUAGCAAUGUAGCCUGCAUUUUAUUUGCUGACAUAUGAAAGUAUCUAUUUUAUUAAGUGACUUCAACUAAAGUUUACACAUAAACUAAAGAUGAAUAGAAAGUAAGACUGAGUGGUUGUUGUGUCUGAGGCAAAAUCCUAAGAUAGGUCAGCAGACUUUUAAGUGCCUUCGGCGAAGUGAGUGUUCCAAUCAGACAGUUAUUGCCCAAUGCAACUUCUAACCCACUAUUCUAAAUAAACACUUGGUUCAGACGCAACAUAAAUCCCUUGAUUACACUUAACACCACCCCUCGACAUUCUCCUUUUAUGUUUUGUAAUCACAUAAACACAUUAUGAUGUCUGAGAAAAGACAGUGCUGUAAUAACGAUGACAAAACGAGGAAUGAAGUAAUGGUUGAUGAGAAGUGAAUGAGACAAUAUAUUUUUGGUUGAUGGGUAAUUUGAAUGCUGUUUCACUUGUAGCCUGUGACUCUUAUGUAGCUUGAAAGGUGGGCUAACCUUUGCUUGCAGUUCUCAGGAGGUUGUAGGAUUAAAAAUAAAAAAGGGUGAACCCAGUAUGGGAGUGCCCAAGUAUCUGUUUCAUAAUAAUCCCUAUUUUUUUCAGGUUGGAUAACAGAAAGGCAGUGUUAGUCAUGAUGACUGAGCUUAUGGAGAACAGAAGACAGUCCAUUAGUUCAAAGCAUUGGAUGCUUGAUGUCAUCCAUACCAUGCCACACCCUCAACAAGCCUUAGCAGUCCAAGCUGUCUCCUCUAAAAGUGAUGUAUUGAUUGACAUUUUUCCUUUCAGCGACAAGACAAUGAUUUCUCAUAGAUUUGACCACUGUAUAUUAAUCUACCCCUUGCUUGGCCAGUGCAUCUUGAUCUGAAGCUUUUUUCUAUGCGUGUGCUACUGGAUCAGGAUGAGUUAUCUGCUACAAAACUUUAUGUGGGCCUACGUGGCUUCCGCAUUUCACUGUAAUGUCUCCAAACCCAUCACACGCUCUGUUUUCUCAUAUGUUGUUCUGUGUCUGUUGGUGAUCGUCGUAAUCCUAAAUGUCGAUUGUUGGGACCACAGCAGCAGUGAGGGGCUGUAAAAUUUGGGUGACUGUGUGGGUAAUUUGGGCAAAGCUUUGUUACCUGUGUAAUAAUAUAGCCUAUUUGCAAUUUGUAUGUGCAUGUGCUGUACUUAUUCACAUUCAAUUGCAGACUUUGUAAAUAAGAAGUUAGCAUUUUUAUUCCCACAAAUGCUCCUGUACAUGUCAUGCAUUCUUUCCCUGUGAUUGCUAAUAAAUUUGUUUUUAUUUUUAAGGA
Chelmon rostratus (copperband butterflyfish) is the source of this 2456-nucleotide messenger RNA. RefSeq names its product ADP-ribosylation factor-like 8Bb (gene arl8bb). The record is from RefSeq and is a predicted model, not a curated record. The coding region runs from base 58 to 618 and encodes 186 amino acids. NCBI's taxonomy places the organism in Eukaryota, Metazoa, Chordata, Actinopteri, Chaetodontiformes, Chaetodontidae. Gene Ontology annotation, molecular function: GTPase activity; GTP binding. Gene Ontology annotation, cellular component: lysosomal membrane. The transcript is spliced from 7 exons. Gene Ontology annotation, biological process: anterograde axonal transport; protein transport.